CUUCAGACAAACCAUCCCGUCGUCUUUUUGUACCGACACCAACCCAAACCUGAGUCGCCGCCGAUGCCGCCACGACUCCCCUUCCGGCUGGCCGCACCAGGCGCCAACCUCGACACCUUACUGUCAAACCCUUCCGCUUCCAUCCCGUCCUUUCUCCUCCCCUUCCUCCAUACUCAACCCCGACGACAUGCCUCGAUCUUGAGCGAGCUCUCCGACCGACCUGGCGCCUACAAUCGACGCAUCCGACGAGGACGUGGUCCAGCUUCAGGGCACGGUGGCAAGUCAGGUCGAGGUUCGGACGGCCAGAAACAGCAUGGCAAGGUCCCGGAAGGUUUCAAUGGAGGUCAAACUCCCGAACAUAUUGUACACGGCAAAUAUGGUUUUGUAAAUCUACACGCCACGGAGAUGACCCCGGUCAAUCUGAACAAGAUUCAAAGUUGGAUCGACCAAAAACGUCUGGACCCGAGCAAACCCAUCACGUUCUUGGAACUCUGCCGGUCGGGACUCAUCAACCGACCGAAAGACGGUGUCAAACUCCUCGCCGACGGGGCCGCCGAGCUCAAGACUCCCGUCCACAUCGUCGUGUCCAAGGCUUCACAGUCGGCCAUCGCGGCCGUCGAGGCCGCCGGCGGCAGCGUGACGACCCGGUUCUACACCGAACAGGCGAUCCGGCGCAUCAAAAAGGGCGAGAUGCACCCGUUCGUGUCGCUGCGCUGGGACCCCCGGGCCAUCGGCGAGCCCGCCCUGCUGGAGGCCGGCGGGUCGACCCUCGAGGAGCGCGUGGCCGGCAUGGGCUACGACUACAGACUGCCGGACCCGACGUCGCGGAAGGACAUGGAGUACUACCGAGACGCCAGGAAUCGAGGGUACCUGAGCCACACGGUCAAGGAGGGUGAGGGAGCAAGUCUGUACUUCAAACCCCCCAUCAGCGAGGAGCAGUUGAAGGAGUUGAAAAAGGCCCGGGCGCGGAGCGGCGUGACAAAGGCCAAGGAAGAGAACAAGUUGUGGUAGUCAAGGGGGAAAAAAAGAGAGGUAGAAGAUGGGACCGGAAUUGGUGUGGUUUUGAUUUUGCAUUACCCCAUACAGACUUGGGUCAAUAACUGUAGAAAUAUCGAAGGAGUUCAAUACUAUACUCCUUCCUGUCCACCCACCAUUCGAGUCGAAGAAAGACAAAAUAUCACAACAUGUGCAUGCGACUUGAUUUCCAUCCUUGAGGAAGUAAUACAUAAACCUUUGACAAGGUAGUUACACAGACAUCCC
This is a messenger RNA of Exophiala oligosperma, 1260 nucleotides long. RefSeq names its product ribosomal protein L15. Gene Ontology annotation, molecular function: structural constituent of ribosome. Lineage: Eukaryota; Fungi; Ascomycota; Eurotiomycetes; Chaetothyriales; Herpotrichiellaceae. The coding region runs from base 64 to 1011 and encodes 315 amino acids. The transcript is spliced from 2 exons. Gene Ontology annotation, biological process: translation. The record is from RefSeq and is a predicted model, not a curated record. Gene Ontology annotation, cellular component: ribosome; mitochondrial large ribosomal subunit.